CGCCGGCCGCGCGGGGUUGGGCUGGACCAUGGGACCCCGAGGCGUCCCGCCGCUGCUGCUGGUGCUCCUGGAUUGCUGGGCCUCUGUGAGCGCCCGGGCCGGGGCCACUCCGGCGGUGACGACGGAGGGCCCGAGCUCUACGGAAGCGGUCCCGAUGACUCCACGACCCUCCUUGUCGUCUGCGCCCCCGGGGGCCCCCGAGACUCCCAAACCUUCCUCCGGUCCCAGGCCCACCCCGGUCACGGACGUUGCUGCUCUGUGUGUCUGUGACUUGUCUCCAGCACAGUGUGAUGUCAACUGCUGUUGUGAUCCUGACUGCAGCGCCAGCGACUUCAGUGUCUUUUCUGCCUGCUCAGUUCCAGUUGUCACGGGUGACAGUCAGUUUUGUAGUCAAAAAGCAGCCACCUAUUCAUUGAAUUUUACAGCAAACCCACCUCAAAGGAUAUUUAAACUUGUUGACCAGAUCAAUCCAUCUAUUUUUUGCAUUCACAUUACAAACUAUAAACCUGCAUUAUCCUUUAUUAAUCCAGAAGUGCCUGAUGAAAACAGUUUUGAUAAGUUGAUAAAAGCAUCAGAUGGUUUUUCAUCAAAUGCAGAAGCAGAUGAUUCUUUCCCGAACAUACCGGACUCUCCAAAUGCUGCUAAAUAUGAGUACGGGGCACGUCUGCAGACAUCACAUUCAUUUUUGAGGUUUCCUUCUCCCCUAACGUCAUCUUUAUGCACUGAUGAUAACCCCGCAGCAUUUCUGUUGAACCAAGCUGUUAAGUGCACUAGAAGGAUACGUUUGGAGCAAUGUGAAGACAUUGACGCCCUGAGCAUGGCUUAUUAUAGCAGCCCUAAAAUUUUGAGGGUGCCUAAUUCAACAGCAGAGGUCCCUAUUGCUGUGCAGUCGGUUGUCGUUCAGUCUCUAAAUAAAACGCUCACCCGGCUGCAAGCCCCUGGGGUGCUGCACCAGGCUCUUGUGGAGGCCGGAGAUGAUAAAAUCUGCACAAACGUGGUUCUGGAGGCGAAGUACAGCCUCACAUACACAGCGGCGGGGGAGGUCGCGGCAGCAGGCCUCUCUCUCCUCCUGGGGGCAGUGAGCAGCGCGGCGCUCCCGCUUCAGCAGAAGUUUGAGAUUCAUUUUUUUCAACACAACACCACGCCAGCCCCUCUCAGCGGGAACCCGGGGUAUGUGCUGGGGCUCCCCUUAGUAGCUGGAUUUCGGCCUCACAAGGGGUCUGGGAUUAUUCAGACCACGAAUAGAUACGGACAACUUACUAUUCUUCGUAGCACAACUGAGCAAGACUGCUUAGCAGUGGAGGGGAUCCGGACCCCAGUAUUAUUUGGUUACGAUACGCAGUCUGGCUGUACACUAAGGCUGACCAGAGCUGUCACGUGCCGACUGGUAGAACAGAAGAUGAAAAGCCUGCUGAGGGGCCAGGGCUUCCCAGAUUACGUGGCCCCUUUUGGAAAUACCCGGGCUCAGGAUGUGCUGGACUGGGUGCCUGUCCACUUCGUCACCCAGACAUCCAACGUGAAGGGUUACUGCCAGCUCCCAGUGGCUUUGGUGAUAGAGGUGAAGUGGACUAAAUAUGGGUCCUUACUGAACCCACAGGCUAAGAUCGUGAACGUGACUGCGAAUCUGAUUUCAUCCUCAUUGCCUGAGACCGACUCAGGAAAGGAGAGGAUGGUUCUUAUUUCCACGGCGGUUACUUUUACGGAUGUGUCUGCGCCUGCGGAGCCCGGCUUCAGAGCUCGGCCGACCAUCAACGCCAAGCUGCCCUUUCACUUCUUCUUCCCGUUUGUUUGAGGAAUGCGCUGGCUCCUCAAUGCACAUGCAAAAUUUGCAAAUUACAGAUGAAAUGACAUUUUAUAUACAACUGGUAUCUGUCCAGUUUUCCUGUUUAUCUUCAAGCAAGAGUAAAAUGUUUAACAUGAGAAAAUAGAGUUUAUGAUACAUUUGUUACACGGCG
Molecule: messenger RNA, 1955 nt
Organism: Talpa occidentalis (Iberian mole)
Lineage: Eukaryota; Metazoa; Chordata; Mammalia; Eulipotyphla; Talpidae
Gene: TCTN1
Product: tectonic family member 1
Exons: 15
Coding region: 29-1792 (587 amino acids)
Biological process (GO): cilium assembly; protein localization to ciliary transition zone
Cellular component (GO): MKS complex
Source: RefSeq, a predicted model, not a curated record